AUGUCUAAGGCCUUCUCUUGGUUCAUCACUGUUGAACCACCAAAAGCUACUCCUCUUGAGACUGUCAUUCUCGAACCCACCUGGGACUUUACCAGCGAAAAGGACUCAACAAGUAGCAUUGAUUCAGAGGAAGAGACGUAUUCGUUGGCACCUCAAAAGUCUUCAAAGCCUGUGGAAGUUCCAAAGAAUACUACGCUCAAGAAGGCCACCGCCAAAGACUACUACUUUCGUAUGGCUGUCUAUCAAGCCAUGACGAAGGCCCAAAAGGCCCAAAAGGCCAAAACCAAUGAAACAUUGGUCGCCGAAAAGGACGCUAAUAAAGAGGAAAGCGUACCCAUAAAAGAGAACUUUCCUGGGUUAUGCGAGAGCCCAGAUAACGAGUCAGACGACGACAACUGCUUGACCAGAGUAUCUUCUCAUAGGCCCGAGCCUAGACCACAAAACGAACAGUCCCAUUUCUCUCAUAGCCUCUCGCUGGACGAUAAUGAGCUAUUUGGAGAUGAUUUCUUUGGGACUAAAGAGGGAUACAAGCCAUGUCUUGAGCCAAUUUUGGAAGUCAGUGAAGAAGAUAGCGACAGUAGCAGCAGCUCUGAAGAGGAAGAGGAAGAGGAAAAGAAGGAAGAAGAGAAGAAAAAGAAGGAAGAGGAAGUUGAAGUAGUUCCUGAAUUUAUUAAAGUGAUUAAGGACUUUCAGAGGGAAAACAGCUUGUCAAUGUUUUACGACUUGAACAGGUUGAAUCUUCUUGCAAUCAACCUCAAGUCGCCCCAAACCUUUAGAAGGCUGCCGCCUGUGGCACGCUUCAAUGAGGAAAAGAACCAAAAGGAUGCAGAAGAGGUCGUCUACGUUCAUUCUGUUGAUUUCGACAAGGAAGAGGCUCCCAAGAGCGUGGGUGCUUGUCCUGGAAACAGUUCCUUCAUCUCUCUUCCAUGUUUGAGACGUAAGAAGGCAAAGAAGCAGAAAAAGAGGAAGCCUAUUUCUAACUCAUCUAUCAUUGCUCCACUUUCAAUGGCAGAGCUUGAGGAUGAUAUCUCAGACCUCCUUGAGAACGUUGACUUCGAGAUGAAGUACAUGGACGAGGAGGACUACGAUAUCGAGAUCAACACCAUGAUCAACCGUCUCUGUGACGUUUACCAGAAUGCUGGUCCUACAGUCAACGAACCAGUUGCAAGGGAAUUUUUCAAUAUCAAUGCCCAGUUCCACGAGUUGAGGGUGGAAAUCGAAACUGCUACAAGACUCACCAAUGCGCUUAUCAAUAUCCUCGAGUGCCAUGUUGACGACGACACUCCAUACAUGUUGGACGCCGAGCAGUUGAAGAACCUUGUCAAGAAACGUCUUGAACUUCAAAACAGAGUUAAGCAGUUGAAGAAAGGAACUGCAGUUGAAGAGUUUGUUGAUAGACACAGCUACUCGUUGGUGAUCCAACAACAGCUCGGAGCUAUUUUCAGAGCUUUCUACCGAGCACACAAGAAACCUCUCGAACUUAAAGAUGAAGAAGAUGCCAAGUUUCUUCUUCGUAAGAACGACUACGACGAAACUUGUACGUUGCAGAACAUGAUGAAUGAAGAGGAUAUCUUGUGCUCCUUCCAAGAGUACGUAGAGGAGUUGGAAAGGACCACGGUAUAUUUUGGGGAGCUUCUUCUUUUGUUCAUGAAGGGGUACGAGGAAGCUGCACGGAUUCAGCUCGAUAAAUAG
Messenger RNA from Candidozyma haemuli, 1692 nucleotides. RefSeq lists its product as uncharacterized. The record is from RefSeq and is a predicted model, not a curated record. Bases 1 to 1692 code for a protein of 563 amino acids. The transcript has a single exon. NCBI's taxonomy places the organism in Eukaryota, Fungi, Ascomycota, Pichiomycetes, Serinales, Metschnikowiaceae.